This is a messenger RNA of Arvicola amphibius (Eurasian water vole), 1190 nucleotides long. It is a transcript of the gene Dnajb9, whose product is annotated as DnaJ heat shock protein family (Hsp40) member B9. The transcript is spliced from 3 exons. NCBI's taxonomy places the organism in Eukaryota, Metazoa, Chordata, Mammalia, Rodentia, Cricetidae. Gene Ontology annotation, molecular function: protein-folding chaperone binding; misfolded protein binding. The coding region runs from base 164 to 832 and encodes 222 amino acids. Gene Ontology annotation, cellular component: endoplasmic reticulum. The record is from RefSeq and is a predicted model, not a curated record.
CUCGGGGGCGGCCGCGCCGGUCGGGACUCCCGCCAGUAGGGAGCGGGCCGUGCGGGACGGAGGCAGGUCGGCGGCGGGGAGCCGGAGCGAGCGCGGCCGCGGAGAGGGAGCCGGGCCGCGGAGUGGAGCAGCUGCAGCGGGACGGACGCGCGGGAUAUUAGAAAUGGCUACUCCCCAGUCAGUUUUCGUCUUUGCGAUUUGCAUUUUAAUGAUAACAGAAUUAAUCCUGGCCUCAAAAAGCUACUAUGAUAUCUUAGGUGUGCCAAAAUCUGCUUCAGAGAGACAAAUAAAGAAGGCCUUUCACAAAUUAGCCAUGAAAUACCACCCUGACAAAAAUAAGAGCCCGGAUGCUGAAGCAAAAUUCAGAGAGAUUGCAGAAGCAUAUGAAACUCUCUCAGAUGCCCAUAGGCGGAAAGAGUACGAUACAAUUGGACACAGUGCUUUCACUAAUGGCAAAGGACAAAGAGGGAGUGGAAGUCCUUUUGAGCAGUCUUUUAACUUCAAUUUUGAUGACUUAUUUAAAGACUUUAAUAUUUUUGGCCAAAACCAAAACACUCGGUCCAAGAAACAUUUUGAAAAUCACUUUCAGACACGCCAGGAUGCCUCCAAUAGACAGCGGCAUCAUUUCCAGGAGUUUUCUUUUGGCGGUGGAUUGUUUGAUGAUAUGUUUGAAGAUAUGGAGAAAAUGUUUUCUUUUAGUGGCUUUGAGACCACCAAUCGACACACAGUACAGACUGAAAAUAGAUUUCAUGGAUCUAGUAAGCACUGCAGGACUGUCACUCAACGAAGAGGAAAUAUGGUUACUACAUAUACUGACUGUUCAGGACAAUAGUUGGUUCUUUCUUUUUCCACUAAGCUCACUUAGUUUAUUCUUUCUCACCAUGUCUGAAAAAACAGUUUUCUCUGAACUAUUUUGACAAAUGCAUGAUUUCACUUAACAUUAAGCCAUUGGUUGUAGGUAUUCCAUAUAUUAAAUUUUUUUGACAGAUUCAAUCACAUUCAGCUAGCAGACAACUCUUAAUUAAUUUUCCUGAUUAGGAAAAGUUCUUUUGAAAGAAGAUCAUUUUCAAGAUCUUUUUUUCUUUACCUAUCCUUUAACUAUUUAAUUUGGCCACCCCCCCCCAAAAAAAAUCCACGAACAAAAUUCAAUUUGUCUGGUACAUACUCAAGAUUAAACUUUAAAAGAUAAA